Diutina rugosa is the source of this 852-nucleotide messenger RNA. It is a transcript of the gene PRE2, whose product is annotated as proteasome core particle subunit beta 5. Gene Ontology annotation, molecular function: threonine-type endopeptidase activity. The record is from RefSeq and is a predicted model, not a curated record. The coding region runs from base 1 to 852 and encodes 283 amino acids. NCBI's taxonomy places the organism in Eukaryota, Fungi, Ascomycota, Pichiomycetes, Serinales, Debaryomycetaceae. The transcript has a single exon. Gene Ontology annotation, cellular component: proteasome core complex.
AUGAACUCGAUCGCCAACCAGUACACCCACGCUGCCACCAAUCUGAUUGGCAACGAGGUUGAGGCGGCCAGAAAGCAAUACUGCGACGGCCCUCUCAACCAAUUGGCGCCGCUGAUUGCCGUCCCCCCAAUCUCACAGCCCACUGAGUUCUUGAGAGCUCACACCGAUGACGCCACCAAUCCCGACUGCAAAAUCAAGAUUGCCCAUGGUACCACCACGUUGGCUUUCCGUUUCCAAGGGGGUAUUGUUGUUGCUGUUGAUUCCAGAGCUACCGCUGGUAACUGGGUGGCGUCACAAACGGUUAACAAGGUCAUUCGGAUUAAUCCCUUCCUUUUAGGUACCAUGGCUGGUGGUGCUGCUGAUUGUCAAUAUUGGGAAACCUGGUUGGGAGCUCAAUGUCGCUUGUACGAACUCAAAUCGAAGGAAAGAAUCUCCGUUGCCGCCGCUCUGAAGAUUUUGGGGAACUUGGUGUACAAUUACAAGGGCAUGGGUCUCAGUAUGGGUACCAUGGUUUGUGGCUACACCAAAAAGGAAGGCCCCACGAUUUACUACGUUGACUCCGAUGGUACUCGUUUGAAGGGUGAUCUUUUCUGCGUUGGGUCGGGGCAAACCUUCGCCUACGGGGUGUUGGACUCUGAGUACAAGUGGGAUUUGUCGGUUGAGGAUGCGUUGUACCUCGGUAAGCGGUCAAUUCUCGCCGCCACUCACCGUGAUGCCUACUCGGGUGGUUCUAUCAACUUGUACCAUGUGACUGAGAAUGGUUGGGUAUACCACGGCAACCACAAUGUCGGUGACAUUUUCUGGGAUAUCAAGGACAAAGAAAAGUCGUUCAAUAAUGUCGAAGGGCAAUGA